UUAAGAUUUUAUUUUGAAGUUGAGACAACCACUUUGAGAUAGGUUCAUUAUACUUCGAAUGUUACUUCUGCCAGGUGUUUUUUAAGUGAAAAUAGUUUUCUUAUUGUGUUCUUCUCUUUUGAGAACGGAAGUAUUUUAUCAAAGAUAUCCAAUCAGCAACAUCUAUUUUACGGCAGCUGCUAUCGUCGGAAGCAAUGGCUGUGAAUCCAGGUCAAAGCUACAGAAAGGCCAGCUCAAGGAUGCCUAAAGUAGCGAGUGAAAAGAGAUCUGAAAAAAAUGGCUGGGGAAACGGUCAGCUUUUUGGAAGUGAAACCAAUGAAAAUACUUUCCAAGGAGCUGGUUUUAAAGAUAAGGAGAAAGCAUUAGAGACUAUAAGGUUACUGGAAGGAAGAGACAUUACGUAUCAAUACCAAAUUAUUAAUUCUAUGUACAACAGAGCUAAAGUUAUUCUCAGAAGAACUACAGACAAAGAUAAAAGAAAUAACCUCACAGAGGCAAUUGAUACUUUUGAAGCAUGGAUCGAUGAUUAUAAGUCAAACUCGAGAUCCAAAGAAAAUUUUUCUUAUCUCUCUUUGGAUUUAGUUGAAGGUUAUGAACCUUUGGCUAAACAUCAUGGACUAGAAACUGACUUUCUGACCAUAUACAAAGAAGUAGAUGGGGACCUGAAAGCUCUCAGAUCUAAAAAAGUAACUGAAAAAGAUAUCACAUGGGAUGUAGAACGAAACAGGAGGUUGAAGGAAAUAGCCCCAGAAUUGAAGGAAAACGGUGUCUCUCUUUAUGAAUCAGAAGGAGAUUUUCGAGGUUUGCCAACACUUUCUCACACAAAAGCCAUAAUCCUUGGUUACAGCCCUGAUCAGAGUAAAUUGAAAAAAUGUUUGUCUCUUGUAAAAGAAAAAUUGAGCGCUUGAAACAAUACAUGUAAAAUAGGUUUUUACCAUUUCAUUACAGCUGUCUGUUGUUUUCAGAAUUUGUUUAUUCCUGUUUCUAUUAAAUAUUUUGGGAUCAAAGGAUUAAUUAUAAUAUUUAUUACAUAUUUAGGUUAAUGUGUUUUAAAACAUUAGUUUAUGCUUUUAUUAAAUAUUAAAUUAUAAGUAAAUUUAAUUGUUGUUUUUUAAGUCAAUACAGUUGUAUAUUUUAAAAAAUAAAUAUUGAAAAAAAUUAUAAGUACAAUCACUAACAACGGGUAUUAAUUUAAGUUAUAAUGAAAUAAAAAUAUAAGUUUGUUACAAAUGGACUAAUAUAAGUUAUAAAUUUUAAGAUAUUUUAUUAAUGUGACAUAUAAAUUAUUGGUUGCCUAAAGUUAUUGUGAAAUUCAGUUGGUGAUUUUGAUGCGGAUACAUUUUUAAAUAUUGUAUAUAUUAUUUUAAAUAUUAUGCUGAAUAAAAGCUAAAAAUAGGUUUAUUAUACA
Messenger RNA from Nezara viridula (southern green stink bug), 1408 nucleotides. Lineage: Eukaryota; Metazoa; Arthropoda; Insecta; Hemiptera; Pentatomidae. The record is from the annotation of a GenBank genome assembly.